Lepus europaeus (European hare) is the source of this 2167-nucleotide messenger RNA. It is a transcript of the gene SLC7A3, whose product is annotated as solute carrier family 7 member 3. Gene Ontology annotation, molecular function: amino acid transmembrane transporter activity. Gene Ontology annotation, cellular component: plasma membrane. The transcript has 12 exons. The record is from RefSeq and is a predicted model, not a curated record. NCBI's taxonomy places the organism in Eukaryota, Metazoa, Chordata, Mammalia, Lagomorpha, Leporidae. The coding region runs from base 137 to 1987 and encodes 616 amino acids. Gene Ontology annotation, biological process: transmembrane transport; amino acid transport.
AAUCCUGAAUCACCGAACUCGGCAGCCCCAACCCAACUCGGCUGAACUCAGCCUACCCGAAUCCGAUCCGAGACUCUCCGCUCCCUGGGCUUGCACCGGCUCUCUGAUCCUAGCAUCCUCUUCAAUUCCAGCGAGAAUGCUGUGGCAGGCACUUCGCAGAUUUGGUCAAAAGCUGGUACGCAGACGUACGCUGGAGCCAGGCAUGGCGGAGACUCGCCUUGCCAGAUGCCUGAGCACUGUGGAUUUAGUGGCCCUAGGUGUGGGCAGCACAUUGGGUGCAGGCGUGUAUGUGCUGGCUGGCGAGGUGGCCAAAGAUAAAGCAGGACCCGCCAUUGUGAUCUGCUUUUUGGUGGCUGCUCUGUCUUCUGUGUUGGCUGGGCUGUGCUAUGCGGAGUUUGGUGCCCGGGUGCCCCGUUCUGGUUCUGCAUAUCUCUACAGCUAUGUCACUGUGGGUGAGCUCUGGGCCUUCACCACUGGCUGGAACCUCAUCCUCUCCUAUGUCAUCGGUACAGCCAGUGUGGCCCGGGCCUGGAGCUCUGCUUUUGACAACCUGAUUGGGAAUCACAUCUCCGAGACUCUGAAGGGGACCGUCUCACUGCAUGUGCCCCAUGUCCUUGCAGAGUACCCAGACUUCUUUGCUAUGGGCCUUGUGUUGCUGCUCACUGGAUUGCUGGCUCUGGGGGCGAGUGAGUCGGCUCUGGUUACCAAAGUGUUCACAGGGGUGAACCUUUUGGUUCUCGGAUUUGUCAUCAUCUCUGGCUUCAUCAAGGGGAAUGUGCACAACUGGAAGCUCUCGGAAAAGGAUUAUGAGUUGGCCAGGACUAAACUCAAUGACACCUCUAGCUUGGGCCCUCUGGGCUCUGGAGGAUUUGUGCCUUUCGGCCUCGAGGGGAUCCUCCGUGGCGCAGCUACCUGUUUCUAUGCAUUUGUUGGUUUCGACUGUAUUGCUACCACCGGGGAAGAGGCCAAGAAUCCACAGAGUUCCAUCCCCAUGGGCAUUGUGAUCUCACUGUUGGUCUGCUUUUUGGCGUAUUUUGGUGUCUCUUCGGCACUCACCCUCAUGAUGCCUUACUACCUGCUGAAGCCUGAGAGCCCUUUGCCUGAGGCAUUUCUCCGUAUCGGAUGGGCCCCUGCCCACUACGUUGUGGCUGGUGGCUCCCUCUGUGCUCUUUCUACCAGCCUCUUGGGCUCUAUGUUCCCCAUGCCUCGGGUGAUCUACGCAAUGGCAGAGGAUGGCCUUCUGUUCCGUGUCCUUGCCCGCAUCCACACCGGCACACACACCCCCAUCCUGGCCACUGUGGUCUCUGGCGUGAUUGCAGCAUUCAUGGCAUUCAUCUUUAAACUCACGGAUCUUGUGGACCUCAUGUCAAUUGGGACCCUGCUUGCUUACUCCCUGGUAGCUAUCUGUGUUCUCAUCCUCAGGUAUCAGCCUGACCAGGAGGUGAAGACUGGGGACGAAGAGGAGUUGCAGGAGGAGAAGACACCUGGAACAGAGAAGCUGACCCUUCAGGGACUGUUUUGCCCAGUCAAUUCUAGCCCCACCGCACUCUCUGGUCAAGUUGUCUAUGUUUGUUCCUCACUGCUUGCUCUAUUGCUGACUCUCCUUUGCCUGGUGUUGGCCCAGCGGCCAGUUCCACUGCUUUCUGGAGACCCAGUGUGGAUUGCAGUGGUUGUAUUGCUCCUAGUGCUCAUUACUGGAAUUACUGGGAUCAUCUGGAAACAGCCACAGAGUUCCACUCCCCUUCACUUUAAGGUGCCUGCUUUGCCUCUCCUCCCACUCAUGAGCAUGUUUGUGAAUGUUUACCUUAUGAUGCAAAUGACAGCUGGAACCUGGGCCCGAUUUGGGGUCUGGAUGCUGAUUGGGUUUGCUAUCUAUUUCGGCUAUGGAAUCCGGCACAGCCUGGAAGGGAUUAAGAGUGACAAACCCUCACUUAAGUCUAGGGCUAAUAUUCUAGACCUUGAUCUUAGCGGUUCCUGUACCCAUUAGAUUUGACAUCAUCACACCUGAAUGCUGUCUAGUCCCCCUCACAAUAAAGGAGCGUGCUCUUGACCCCAGAGAUGCUCUAGCCCUCCCUUGUGAUGUUGUUGGGGAAUACUAAUUGAGCUCUGUAUUUAUCUUGGAGUAAAGGAUGUGUCUUUGCUCUUUCUUGUCUGCUUUUUUUUUUUA